Frankliniella occidentalis (western flower thrips) is the source of this 828-nucleotide messenger RNA. RefSeq names its product protein Abitram. The coding region runs from base 219 to 785 and encodes 188 amino acids. NCBI's taxonomy places the organism in Eukaryota, Metazoa, Arthropoda, Insecta, Thysanoptera, Thripidae. The record is from RefSeq and is a predicted model, not a curated record. Gene Ontology annotation, cellular component: nucleus. The transcript has 2 exons.
CGCCUUGGUGUAGUGGUAACAGUGAACCAAAAUGGAUCCACAAGAUGUUCCACAAUCGUUCGAACCUCGCUCGUUUAGUCUAAUUUAUGCCUUUUUAGAGUGAAGUCCAGGUCAAUCUUUUAGCGUACUACAGCCUCUCUUCCACAACUGUCUGUCAUUUAUGAUUAAACAGUAAUUCUCUUUUUAAGAAAAGCUGCAUCGGUAGACGGAAUAUCAGGAUGAAGGCUUCUAUUGUGGAUCCCAUAGGCCUCGACGUACCCAUUCAGAAGGUUUAUCCAUCAUUUACAGAACGAUAUUUCCAGCAAAAGUACAGUAUUGAUGUUGAUGGCAAGACUAGUGAAGAUCACUGUGUACUUGUUCAUUCCAAUAGAAUUUGUAUUGUCACUUUAGCUCCCACACAUCCAGUAAUUGCAUCCCGUAAAACAAUUUCAAAAGUUAAUUUUCAAGUGGCUGACAAAACAAAUAGGCUUCAGAAUACGGUUCAGGGAAAGCGAAAACAUGGUGCACAGACCUUGAAUCCUAUGUCAAUAUUGUGUAUGCUUGAAUGUGAGGAUGGUACUACAUAUACUGUACGGAGUUGUGUGUUUGGCAAGCUAAUUGAAAUCAAUGAAAAUUUAGUUGAAAAUCCUCAGUUGUUGUUUGAUAAACCCGACUCAGAUGGGUAUAUAGCUAUAGUGCUUCCAAACCUGAGUACUAAUGAGAAAUUCAAAACUAAUUUGUUACUAAAAGAAGAUUAUUUAAAGGAAGUGGAAAAAAGAACAACUGUAAAUGAAAUAAAACCUUAGUAUUAGCACAAAUAUGUUUCAAAUACAUUGACCAAGCUUGAAA